Molecule: messenger RNA, 3219 nt
Organism: Guillardia theta CCMP2712
Lineage: Eukaryota; Cryptophyceae; Pyrenomonadales; Geminigeraceae
Exons: 3
Coding region: 1-3219 (1072 amino acids)
Source: RefSeq, a predicted model, not a curated record
AUGCUUUGGGUUGCGAAGUUUGCUGGACAGGCUCGUGGGUUAGCGAGGUUUGCUGGACAAGAUCGAUUGGUUCACAUUUUCAUUGCUUUGAUAUUCAUCGCGCAAUGUUCUCUCGUCGCAUGCACGCCAGCGAUAACCCUGGUGGACCACCCCAACAGCUGUUUCAACGGCCAGUACGAUGACAUCAGGUUUGCCGGCUUGCGCUUGUCAGACGUCAAGAAGAGGUUUCUGGCGUAUCCCGAUGGCUCUGCUCACAACGUCUCCCUCCCGUACGCGUCUUGGUCCUCCGCUCGCAUCGUUGCUGAGAUCAUUUAUAUUCUUCUAGAAGAGGUGAUGGGUUACUCCGUGGUGUCGCUUUCAGGGGUUGCGAUCAACACGGGAGUCUCCAUGGCGUAUCUUGCCGGCUGUGUGGAUAUUGAGAAAUGUGUGAAGAUCAACAACGCGAAUCCGACGAUCCACCUGUCAGUGGAGACUUGGACGAUGGGCAUCGCAACUCUUCAAGGGUUGCCGUACGCGUACCGCCCGCUGCUAGCCAACGUGUAUGACUACAAGACAGUCGAUCAGGUGUUUGUGUGGCAGUCCACGGUUGAACGGGGCAAGAAGGACAAGGUUUUCCUCGAUUUCUACGGGUAUUACAACGCAGGGUCUUACAACCCCGAGCAGUACUUCGAUAGCUUGGACAAGCUUCUGGCUCUAACCCCCAUCGGCAACAUCGAAACCUGCACGAACUUGGAUCAAGGAACGUACGGGAACUUGCGGUACAAGGCGGACUACAUCAAGUUCACGGGCAAUAACCAGCUGGACUGCUACAGGGACAUGGUGUGGUUCUCCCCUGCGUGCAGGAGGAGGAGCAACACGUCUCAGUGUGUGCCGGUGAUGGUGCAGUAUGAAUACCACGUGAUGCUGCAGUUGAGCUUCUUCCUUGACUUCCCCGUCGCUCUUGUCAAGUUUCGGGAUGGAUCCAGCGCGUUCGACCAGGUUUACUAUGACGUAGUGAGGGGUGGAAACUUUGUGUUCGGGUGGUUCAAGCCGGACGACAACCUGCUGGCGACUGACAACGUGCCGGUGAGGGUCAGGAUGCCGGACCCCAACGGCUACGAGCAGGCGCAAGGGAAGUACGCGACAGGCCUGGUGGAUAUGAACCCGAGGAACUACAUGUGGAGGUAUCUCCCGAGCGUCGACAAGCAUGUCAGUUUCUUGGCGUCGAAACUCGACUUCUUCGACCAGGACGUUCAGGAGUUCAUGGCGCAGAGCAAUGUUUUGAAGACAAGCGGCAUGCCCUCCAGGGAGGCGAUGUUCCAGGUGGCUUGCAACUGGCUCAAGGGCAACGAGCAGACAUGGUUCCCUUGGAUCCCCUCAAUAUGCCCCGAAGGCUUCUACGGGGAUUCAACGCUCCUGUCCUGCCUCUCAUGCCCUGCUGGCUGGUUUUGUCCAGGAGGAACAGCAAACGCUACGAUCUGCCCGGUGGGCUUCUUCUGCCCCGAGAACUCCACGCAAGCUAUUCAAUGUCCGAACAAGAAAAUCACGUCCAUGUAUGGCGCGAGCAGCUCCCAUGGGUGCGACACCUGCCCCUCCAACUUUGUGCUGAUGGGAAACGAAUGCGAGCACAUCAGUAUCUUCAUCGUUGUCGUGCUCAUUCCCUUCAUCCUCCUCGCCGUCCUCCUCCUCAUGUACUUCCGCAAGUUCCAGGGUCGGCUGCAGGUGCAGGAAGACAAGGACUUGAUCGAGAUGAUCUCCGACCUGCGGAAGCGCCUUCACAUCCAGCUCAAGGACGGCUAUGCGCUCAGCACGGAGCGGUUGGGGAUGCGGAUGGCAAGGAGCCAGUUGAAGGUGAUCGCUAAGAGGUCGAUGGAGGCGGCCGCGCGGCUGUCGAUCUUCCAAGACGACUUCGACGAGCACUUCUUCGACAGCUUCUGCAUGUGUCUAUUGCAGAGAGGGAGCGAGGCUGACGUUGGAGACUCGGAGCAGUACCACAACCUGUGCGACUGGCUUCUGGAGCAAUGCAGGAUUCUCCUCCUCCACUCCAACCACACUCAAGACCUGGAGAGGCGUCUGGAGCAGGUUGGUUCCACCGUGCCGCACUGGGACUCGCUCCUCUCCUCGUGCAUGCAGCGCGUGUUGGGCUGGUUCAUGACAGGAGAGCAAAGGAACAAGCUGCUGCAGAUGAGGCUCGAGAAGAUCAGGAACUUGUCCAAGGAGGAAAGGUAUCUCUUCUUCAAGACCAAGGUCACCAACAUCAAGCUCUGGAAGGAUGACAUCACCCUCUUCCGAAGGCUCCAACUCCUUGCCCAGCAGCUCAUGGCCGACCUUGUCAAGUCGUGCGAGCAGAGGUUCAAUGAAAUGGUCAACAAGGAGCACGGCGCUGUCCUCGUCGUCUACGCUCCUCACAUCCCUGGAGUGCAAUCGGAUGUGGAGGGAAGGAGGUCCUGGCAAGAUUACUCGUCGACCUUCAUGGAGCAGAAUCGCCACGUGACGCUGAGCAUGGAGAGACAGGACACGGUGGGGGCAGUCCGCUACGGGGAGCGGGAGAAGUCGGACGCGAGGACGGAUUGGGAGCAGAUGGUGAAGGAAGGGGCGUUGGAGUGUCUGGACGAAGAGAUCUUCGUCGUUCAGCUCAACACACGGUCUCGCAUCCUCAACGACGGCUUCCACAGGGCCGUUAUGGACGUUCUCCUCAGCCACUGCACCGGGCUGGAUGCGCUAACCUCCUCCUCCUCGCGGGAGACCCGCCCGGUGGAGGAGACGGUCGUCCACGAGCUGCGCUGCAUCUUCCGGGAGGGCCCGGGGAACGUCAAGGUGCAUCUUGCCCGGGUCAAGUCCGUCAGCAGGAUGAGGGAGAAACUGAGGGAGUACGCUCCUCCUAACCCCAAGGGCACGUGGCCCCUCUGCUGUAACAUCCUCGACCCCGUCCGCCUGUGCCUCGUGUGCCAGGGGCCGAGCCACAUGGUCCAGGUGGCGGAAUGGUUCGAGGCGUCCUCCUCCUCCGGGCCCCUCACGCUCUGCCGGGUGAAGAACAAGUUUGCCUGGGCAGAGGUGGAAGAUGGAUACCGGGACUUGAAGCUGCAUCUGAUCUACCGAGGGGAGGGGAAUCUCCAGAUCAUCGGGGAGAUUCAGAUACAAGACAGCCAGCUCUACUCUCUCCACACUCAGAUGCAUCGGCUGUACAGCAUCAAGCGCGCCUAUUCCAUCCAUUACUACCUCAACUCCGUCUUCCGUUAG